AUGUCAAGUCCGACUAAAUCAAAAAGUCCUCCAAAAUCAAAGAAAUCAAACAGAAGUAUUUCACCAAAAAAGUCAGGUAGAUCAAGUCCGAAAGAAUAUAAAAAAGAUGAUCAGUUAAAGGUGUUUUCACGUCAGCUUUAUGAUACAAUACAUGCGAUAUAUAAAAAGAAAACGGAAAAUCUAAUUUUAUACCUAACUCAUAUGCACAUCUAUGAAGUAUGGAAUAAAUUACCAAUUUAUGAGCAAUAUUGCAAUUCGAAUAUUGAUUCUAAUAACCGUAAGCAUACCGGAUCCCCAAGAUCAAAAUCACCUAAAAAUAGAUCACCGAAAUCAAAAGGUAAAUCAGCAUUAAAACCAGCUAAUGAUGAUAAAUCCCAAGUGGAAUAUUUACCAGCCAUUUUAGAGGGCACAAUAGCCUUCAAUACAUCUAAAUUCCCACGUAACUCUAAGAUAGUUGUUGAAAUUACAGCUACCUUUCGUUAUAUGGUAAACAGUAGAUCUCCUGUAUUUCACGACAGCACUUGUGCAGAGCACGUGUGUUAUAGAGAUUUUAAAACAAUUUAUCCUCUUCAUUUAGUGUCUGAUAGAGCGAUGAGCGAAUGUACGCAGGAACUAGCUUUCAAGCUGAGGCAGAAACUUGGUCGUGGUUAUAGAGUCCUACCAUUUCAAUUCGAAUUAUCUAACUGUCCUGAUUCAAUUUUAUUCAAUGAUCCUAACGUACAUCAUUUUUCAAAUGGGUUAUCCUGGAAAAUACAGGUAAUUGUAGCGCCAGAUUAUGCUUGCUUACCACUAAAUAAGAAUGAAAUAUCUAUGAACUUUUAUAAAUAUACUAUAACGCCUUUAUUGAGUCAGCAGUCAUUUCAUGAAUCACCGACUGUUGAAUGUACGCGUUUUGCUACCAAUAAAGAAAUUGGUAAUUUGACUUUACGCGCUAAAUUAGAUCGUGAUAUUUACUAUCAUGGACAGUUUAUCAAUGUUAAAAUUGAAAUAGAAAAUCAAUCAGAAAAAUACAUAGUAAAUAAAAUCUGUAUAUAUAUUGAACAAACCUGCCGAAUUUAUCACCAGUUUCCGCAUGAUUCGGUUGUCCAGCUUAAUGAGCUAGUCUUAGAUUCGACAAAUUCGAAAUUACCCAUCCUUCCUAAAACAAAAUUAUGGGUGAAUGAGGUGAAACUCUGUCCACACUUUAACCGAACAAAAGCCAACCUGGCUAUUGAUGGAAAAUUGCCAGCAGAUUCAAAAGCAUUUUUAGCUAGCAGUACUAUUAUUACAUUUAACAGAUGGAUUCCAUUAUUAACAGAAACAGAAAGCACUACUGUUGCAGAAGGUGGAGAGGGCACUAAAACUGUUAAACAGAAAAGUGGAAGUAUAGAUUCCACAUCACCGAAAAAAGCUUCGAGUGCAGAAGAAGAAAACAAAAGUUCACCAAGACAGAAAAGUCCUUCAAAAAAACCAAAUAAAAGUCCUAAGGAGAAGCAUUCAUCAUCACCAAAACGUUCUAAGAAGAAACACUCUCCAUCGAAAAGUCCUGCUGUACAAGAAGCAGGACAGGAACGACAAGAACAACAGCAACAACAGGAAGGUGACGAGCAGAAACAGCGAACACAGAAAUUCAUCAAAGAAACAAGUUUAACUAGUCGACAAAUAUGUAGAUCCAUAUUUAUUAGUUACGAUUUAGUAGUGAGAUUAAAUCUCAACUCUUCAGCAGGCAAUCCAACGGUUAGAGUACCGUUUAUAUUAACCAGAGAAAGUCAGUACAUAGACAAAAUGUCAGCUAUAACCACUGGACCAUCAAAUGUAAUUAGACAAAGCAAUUAG
Molecule: messenger RNA, 1815 nt
Organism: Trichobilharzia szidati
Lineage: Eukaryota; Metazoa; Platyhelminthes; Trematoda; Strigeidida; Schistosomatidae
Source: the annotation of a GenBank genome assembly